Messenger RNA from Oncorhynchus gorbuscha (pink salmon), 2399 nucleotides. RefSeq lists its product as uncharacterized. The record is from RefSeq and is a predicted model, not a curated record. The transcript is spliced from 6 exons. The coding region runs from base 399 to 1346 and encodes 315 amino acids. Lineage: Eukaryota; Metazoa; Chordata; Actinopteri; Salmoniformes; Salmonidae.
AACGUUUGACGGGGAAAUUUCUGUCAAUAUUAGCUAGACCUACUGAGUGGGCAAGUAACCUUUCCCGCGCUCUUCCUAAAAAUACUAUUUGUGAUGUCAUAAAGGUCUAACGUUCCAUGACGUAGCAUGUAGCCCUAAAUUACAGUCCCUGCCUGCAAUAUUGUCCUCACUCUCGACCUGAACUCAACUUGAAUGUAACCAACACAGACAAGGACAUGCUUUUUGAGAUAUAAAAUAGCUUGAAUGGAUGAAGAAAAGGUAAGCUAAAUUACUUCAUACAAUAUUGGGGGAAAGUAAAAAAGGGUGAAGCAAUAUAAGCGGAUAUUUCUUGUAAAAAGCUAUAACAUAUUGUAAAGCAAAUGUACCAUUCUUUAUAAAGUCACAAGCUUAGCUCUGAAAUGGCUGUAGCUCUAUUUAUGAUGUCCUCUGCACAGAUCUACUCUGACAUUGACAUAUUAUUACUUAUUGGAAUGUCUGACCUUCAGGUAGCACAGAGGGAGGAUGGUGAUCCUCAGAGGGAAGGAAAGGAAGUUGUGGAGGAAGAACCGGUGGCCACGCCCAAAGAGGAGGCCAAGAAGGGAAGGAAGGCAAAAUGUAAGAGAAGUGGCAAGAAGUCAAGGAAGCUGGGCACUGACAACGAUGCAGUCUCCAGGAAUAAACACCUGGAUAGAGGAUCUGUAAUUGAGCUCCUGGAGAAGAAAGCUGUUAAGGCUGCAUUCGGCCCAGGCAACAAGGAUGAGAUGGAAUACUCCUACCCAAUCCUCAUCUCAUUCCUGCGCAAUCUUACUGAUGAGCAGUGGCAAGUGAUCUACAAAGGACUAAAAAACCCUAUGACGAAGGAACAGCUUGCCAAAUUGUGCAAGACAAUUGUAACCUUCAUCGCACAGACCACCCUGCAGAUCCUGCUGCCAGCCCUGGCCCGCGUACUUGGGGUAAAGGACUUUGCUGACGACGACACUGACUCACCCAAGAGGGGUGGCAGUGCAAGAUCCUUUGCUGCCUUUGAUCAGGAAAGACUGGAGCUCAUCCAGGAAGUUAGAUAUCUGGCAAAGAAAAUGUAUAAGGGCGGCACAGGGGCUCAACAUCUCAGGUCCCUAACACCCUCUUCUAAGAGCUUUUACCUUCGACAUCAACAAACGACGCACGGGCUGGUCCUGCAGACUCCCACGCCCAUGGCCCAGGAGAAGGCUGGGGGCCACCUGCUCACUCACGUCCCAGCCAUCUCCUUUGAGACCAACUCUACUGUGGAGUGCACCUCCAAGGGGACUCUUGAAGAGAGGGACCGGGUGAAGGUUAAACUGGCCAACAUGGCCUUGAUGGGAAGGAUCAAAAAGUCUUGGCUGUGAAAUGCCCAUUAUGUGUGAUUAUCGAAUUUAUAAUCUUCCACUUUUGAAACAACAAUGGGAAAGACAGGGUUUAUAGCAAAGGUUGCUCAGAUUGGGCUUUUGGAAAAAUUGGGAGAAUGAAAGUGCACUCCUGAUUCAGAGAGAAAGAUCCAGCUUAAUCAUCCAUACCAUUGUUUAAAUUACAAUAAAAAAACAUUCAAACUGUUCCUGAGUUUCGAAAGACAGAGAAAGGAAAACAUCCUUAUCUUCAGGCUGUUCACACCUGUUCACACAAGUCCUACUGUCCACAAUCUCAGGGUUCUUCAAUACAAACACACCUGUUUCAGAAAACCUUUUCACUUUCACAUUCGAUCAAUGUUUGUAGGAUACUUUCAAUAACUCAAUAAAUGUAAGUGUUGGAACCAUACAUAGCUGGUAACUUGAGCUCGGCAGAGUAGUUUUGACCUGUGUCCAGAUGCAGUCAUUUAUGUUGUCUAAAGGCAAUUUGUCUCUUAUAACAAUGUUAUUUUUCUGAAUAAUCUAAUUGAAUUGACUGGUAGGUAGUCACUAACUAUUUGUAGCAUGUGUUCCUCUGUUUAUUGAUAUUUGCAUGGUGUGUAUGUGUUAAGCUGUUAAGUAAUUAAUGUUGAUAUUAUCCAAAGGGUGUUUAACUGAAAUGUUAAAUGUUGGUGUCUCGAUCUCAGACAUUUGCGCUCAUAUUUGUAAAUAGUAUUUCAAAAAUGGCAGAAUCAAACAGUAUUGGAAUAGUGACUUGUAUUUUGCAUCUAGAAGUGUAAGAAUUUUAGAAGAAUGCUAUUUCAUCAGUCAAAUGUUGCACUGUUUGAUAAGACAGGGUAAAGAAAACCUCCAUUUUAAUGAGUUUAGUUGUGAGUUUGACAUUUUACCACAAGAAGUCACUAUAAUACUAUACGUUAUCAAACAGGGUUGUGCUGAAAAUCAAAUGAACCACAGCCAAAUUAAUUAUUUGCAACUAAGAGUAAGAUUAAAAAAGACAUGUAUAACUUAUUUCUUGAUCAAAUACAUUCUAAAAUGUAAAUAUAUGUGAUUUCUGAG